AUGGUCGUUUCCGAGGUCAUCAUGAUGACAUGCUCAGAAGCCCUAUUUAACCAUGAAAAUUCCCGGUUUGACGAGCGCGUCAAGCGCAUCGCAAUUCGGGAUGGCGAGUGGCUCGAGGUGGUCGUCUGGAAGUUUGGCAAGCAGAUCCAGAAGCGCCAGCUUGAAGUCCCUGAGUAUGCUGCCAAUUUUGUCAACUACAAAGCACUAAAAAAGCUCAUUAAAAAGCUUUCCGCAACUCCGACGCUCCAGGCCCAGAAUGACCACCUUCACUCCGCCGCUACAAUAGAUUCACAGGCCGCUUUGCAGGCGAACAAAGCGACGUUCUUCUUCCAGCUGGAAAGAGAGCUGGAGAAAGUCAACGCCUUUUAUCUUCAAAAAGAGGCAGAGCUCAAAAUCCGGCUCAAGACCCUCUUGGAUAAGAAAAAGGUACUCCAGUCACGCCAUGGCAUAUCAAGACGGUCAGCCAAGUUUACAACCCUUCAAGAGGGUUUCCAACAAUUUGCGAACGACCUCAACAAGUUGCAGCAAUUCGUCGACAUAAAUGGGACGGCGUUUUCCAAGAUCUUGAAGAAAUGGGACAAGACUUCCAAGUCCAAGACGAAGGAGCUCUAUCUCUCCAGGGCUGUUGAGGUUCAGCCCUUCUUCAACCCGACUGUCAUCAGUGAGCUCUCUGACCAGGUCACAACGAGCCUGCAGGAGCUCGGUGCAUGGGCAGACGGGGACCACGUCAGCUUUGAAGGGCAAGGACGACCAGACCACAUCGUGAGCAGCCAUCAUCUCCUGGGUACCGAAGAGGGAGAUGCAGACACCAUCCUCCUCGAGACGGUCCUCUCGGGGAACCUCGAUUCUUUGAGAGACCUCCUAGGGCGUAUGAGAGAAGCAGUGGAGCCCAACUCAACAAUGGAUCUGUCUUUGAUGGAGAGGAUCACCAGAACCUUCCUUGCGUCCAUCAAUGAAGCUCCACAGGAAUCUCUCCAGCUCCUGCUUGACACAGGCUUGGUGGACAUCCAGUCCGAAGACGACAUCAAUGAGCGGAAUUGCUUGCACCAAGCAACGAUCUACGGCAAUUACUUUGUCUUGAACCUCGCACUGGAAAAAGGCGUUGCCGUCAAUCGAACGGACGUCUACGGUCGGGUGCCGUUGCAUUAUGCCAGUAUGCAUGGCCGGUUGGACAUGAUUGAUGCACUCUUGGCUGUUGACGCCGACACCAUCAAUCUUAUCGACCAUGACAAUUUCCGACCGUUGGUACAUGCCAUCAUACACAACAACUUGGACUGCGUACAGAUGCUUGUGGAGAAAGGGGCCCGGCUGAAUUCCAUCUCAGAGACCGACCAUGCCCCUCUAAACCUGGCAUGCAAACAUGGUUCGUAUGCCAUCGUGGAGCUUCUCCUCACCAAAGGCGCUCAAAUCCUACCCGAUGCCGAAGGUCUGUAUCCCCAGCACCUUGUGGCCAGAUCUGCCAGGAAUCCCGAGCUGCUGAGCCUACUGAAGCACUUCGGGGCUGACCUCGAUCAAAUCGACAAGCUGUAUGGAUGGACGCCACUCGUACAUGCUGCUAGCGAAGGAAACGUCCCUUGCUUGCGAGCACUUCUGGAUGAAGGGGUUGACGCAAAUAUCCUUGACGAGAAAGACCUUUCAGCGCUUUAUUAUGCAGCGUGGGAGGGUCAUCUCGAGUGCAUGAAUUUGCUGAUAUCCCUUCAAGGCCCAAUGGCACAGACCCAGGAGCCCGAAAGCAUGUCACUCGAUCCAGAUGGAAUCCCAGACCUCGAAUUACCGCCACCCAUCAUCCCACUGCGUAGAUAUGGCCACAAUUUCCUGGAUACCAAGACCGUCGUACAGAUCAACUUUGGUGCAGAUGCUGAACAACCUCUCGUGUUCUUCCACGAUGGCAAAUACCCCGCCGCUCGGUUGACCAUCUCGUCCAAGGCUUCCGACUUCAUUCCUAAGAAUAUAAUCCUCCCCUUCACAGAAGAUACCCGUCUUGUUUCUUUCCAGGUCGACAAUCUCGAUGCUUUCACGUUGGAUUUUGACGUGUUUCCGACGUACGGAGCUAAAGUCAUUGCGAAGACGGUGGCUUUGCCCAACACCUUCCGCGCCUCAUUGAGCAGUUCCGGCAGCUGCUGCCUUCCCCUGUUUGAUCCCAGACUUCGCGCGAUCGGUCAAAUCAGCUUCAACACGCAGGUUAUCAAGCCUUUCCAAGGCAAGCCCCUGGAAAUCACCGACUUCGAGACAUAUUGGAAGGCAACCAGGCAGUUUGAUCGCCAUAUCAGCAGCUUUGUUACCGGGUCGAGUCUUGUUGGUAAUUUCGUGAGACUCUAUGUGCAGCAGACAAAGGAUGGCGUUGCAGUUCUGUGGCCCACACGGACAGUGGACAUGGGCACAGAAGGUAUGGCCGUUCCUCUGUCAUGGGUAACCCACGCACAGUUCGAGCAGAUGGCACGAAUUUCACCUUCGAGAAAGGCCCUCGCAACAGGAAUCCUCCAUCAACAGACUGAGCUUCAGGAAAUCCACCGCCUCUUCGCAUCAGCGGGACUCACCCUCACUGAGGCCCUCGACAUGCUACCCUCCAGCGUGAACUUCAACCUGCAUUUCAUCUACCAGAUAGCAGAGGAUCACGCCCACCCGCAACCCCAUGAGUCAAACAGCCGCGGCUUGAACAACUUUGUUGACUCGGUGCUGGGAAUCGUGUUCGACCACGCGCGUGUGCAGCGUGCACAGUCCCAACAGAGUGGAGGCAGUACGGCCGUCCGGACCGUCGUGUUCAGCUCGUACAGCCCUAGCGUCUGCACCGCGCUCAACUGGAAGCAGCCUAACUUCCCCGUGUUCAUGUGUAAUGACCUCGGCCGCGAAGAAGUCUCGAUGGCGCCCCCGCAGAUGAUCGCCGCGGCCGUGAACCAUGGCCGUAGAUCCAGCUCGAUCAAGGAGGUGGUCAGGACGGCCCAGGGCAACAACUUUAUGGGGUUGGUGGUAGCUUCAAGGCUUCUGAAAAUGGUGCCGUCGCUUGUGGACGCCAUCAAGGCCCAAGGACUCGCCCUUGUGGUCGACAAGUCUUCCGAGGCUGGACCACUCUCUAACCCUCCGCCUGAAAAGCUGCCACCAGGUGUCGAUGGCGUUUUCAAAUACACUGGUGUGCUGAGAUUCACCGAUUCGAUAGAUAUGUAA
Molecule: messenger RNA, 3162 nt
Organism: Diaporthe citri
Lineage: Eukaryota; Fungi; Ascomycota; Sordariomycetes; Diaporthales; Diaporthaceae
Exons: 8
Coding region: 1-3162 (1053 amino acids)
Biological process (GO): proteolysis; lipid metabolic process
Molecular function (GO): protein binding; aspartic-type endopeptidase activity; phosphoric diester hydrolase activity
Source: RefSeq, a predicted model, not a curated record